CUAGAAGAUUGUAAGCACUAAGCAAAGUUUUUACAAACCUGUUUCCUUCUAUAAACCACAAACAAGAAGUUCUAAAGCCUUUCCUCUGACGGCAGCCAUCAGGUGAGCCAAGAUGGGUGCAUACAAAUACAUCCAGGAGCUAUGGAGGAAGAAGCAGUCGGACGUGAUGCGCUUUCUCCUGAGGGUCCGCUGCUGGCAGUACCGCCAGCUCUCGGCGCUGCACAGGGCUCCCCGCCCCACCCGGCCUGACAAAGCGCGAAGGAUGGGAUACAAGGCCAAGCAGCAAGGUUAUGUCAUAUACAGGAUUCGUGUCCGCCGUGGUGGCCACAAACGCCCAGUUCCUAAGGGUGCAACUUAUGGCAAGCCUGUCCAUCAUGGUGUUAACCAGCUAAAGUUUGCCCGAAGCCUUCAGUCUGUUGCUGAGGAGAGAGCUGGACGCCAUUGUGGGGCUCUGAGAGUCCUGAAUUCUUACUGGGUUGGCGAAGAUUCCACAUACAAAUUUUUUGAGGUUAUCCUCAUUGAUCCAUUCCAUAAAGCUAUCAGAAGAAACCCUGACACCCAAUGGAUCACCAAACCAGUCCACAAGCACAGAGAGAUGCGUGGGCUGACAUCUGCUGGCCGCAAGAGCCGUGGCCUUGGAAAGGGCCACAAGUUCCACCACACUAUUGGUGGCUCUCGCCGUGCAGCCUGGAGAAGGCGCAAUACUCUGCAGCUCCACCGUUACCGCUAAUACACGUAAUGUUUGUAAAAUUCAUACCCAAUAAACAAUUUAGGAACGUCAUGUCUGCUUAAAGGUGUUAUUUGUCUGUUAAAAUAAGUCUGCAGAUUGUCAUGAAGCUUUAUGGAAUUAUAGCGGUUAAAGUGCAAUAAUGUUUGAUGGCUACAAGUGAUGGUGUGUCUUGUUUCUGAUAACCUUUUUGUCUUUGCAUUACCUACUUAGGGGGUCUAAGUGUAUGGUGUUAACACCAUGUGGUGCCCUGUGUGUAAAAUCCUGUAAAAGGACUAGGACUAGCCCUGUAGAUGUGUUUGGUGCAUGUGAUAGAACCUACAGCUUUAUUGGGAUGAUGCAGUCUUCUAGUUUGCUGAAGUGACUGCUUGGGAGUUUGAGUACAAACUUUUAGAGUUGGGUUUUGCUUAGAAAUGAAUAGGAAGAGAAGCUUUUCAACCUGUUUGUGAACAUGCGUAGAAAAGAGAUCAGCUACAACCCACAUUUUGAAAAUUGAAUCCAGUGUCCCAUUUUCAGAAGAAUCAGGUAAAAUUGGAAGAGGUUUCAUUUUCUGUUAGAUCUCUGGAGUAUGAGUUUGAUGCCAAGUAAUGGGUAUUUGCACCUGUGUAUUUUGAAAUUGGAGAUUGAAAAUUGGAUGGGGUGGGGCAUGUUUAGGGGUGGUAUGGUAAGGUUGCCCUUGAAAGGGCAAAUUGUUUCCCUUAAGGUUUGUAAACUAGUGAUGGGUGCCAUGUGGGGUUCAAGUUAAUACCAACCAAGUAAACUUAAAAAGUUGUGAUGAAGUUAGUAUGCAAUCACUAUGAAGCUUCUAUCCACUAGCCACAUAAAAAGUGUGGCUGGGUAGUUAAAGGUAAAUCCUAGACCAGUCAGUUCAUCUUGGAGGUAAGAAAAGUCAGUUGGCAGUAUGACUUCAUUGUUUACAGUCUUCCCUUAGGUAGUGGCUAGGGUUACUUGUCCCUGGUAUAUUACCUGGGAGUUGUUGACAUUUCACAAAGGCCACACAUACCGCCACAUUUUUGUUUGUGCCAUUCCUUGAACUAGUUUCCCACAGUACAUUUUAGUAUGGAAGAAAUAGAUAAUUGCCCUUAUCACAGAUCUGGGCUAGCAGGCUUGAUUUAAAAAAAAACAAAACUAACUGAUGCCUUUAAACUUUUUUUUUUUUUCUCUUCCGAUUUUUAAAGGAUGAUUUUAUUGAUUUCCAGAAAAUACUAGACUCAAAAUCUUGGGACCUAGAAUUCUUUUCUAUUCAGCAAAACAAAUCAUUGUGUAUAGAGGUUGUUCAACUAAAGUACUAAAUGUCUGUUAAACAAAACAAAACAAAAAAAAAAGUUCUAAAGCAAGCUGACCUACUUUAGUAGAUAAGAUAUUUCCCGACAGUAGUCAUUUAGAAGCUUAUUGUUUAUUAUUCAAUAUUUACUUGUAAAUUUUUAUUCUGAGAUAAUUACAGAUUGUGUACGAAGUUGCAAAGCUAAUAUAAACAUAUACUCUAUACUAGACACCCAGUUUCUGCAGUGGUUACAUCUAACAUAGUGUAAUAUAGCAAAAGCAGGAAUUUGGUAAUUGGUAUAUAUGUAGUUCCAUGUUAUUUUAUCAUGUGUACAGAUUCAUGUAAUUGCUACAGCCAGGAUAUAGAACUACUUCAGUACCACAGAGGUCUUCUUGAUCCAGUUACCGUGUCCUGCCACCCCUAACCAACUAGUCUCAACUUUAUAGUUUUGUCACCAAGAAUGUUAUAUAAGUAGAAGCAUACAAGAAAUAACCUUUGGAGUUGUUUUUUUUUUUAACCCCACUCAGUGUACUAUCCUUAUGAUCUGUUCAAGUCAUAGUAUGUUGUAUGUGUUUACUGCUGAAUGGUCUGGAUGCCCCAUACUUUGUAUAGCUGUUUACUUAUUGAAGCACAUUUUGAUAUGUCUACUUUGGGGAUUACUAUAAAUAAAAUUUCUUUGAAUAGUUGUAAACAUUU
This is a messenger RNA of Peromyscus californicus insignis, 2687 nucleotides long. RefSeq names its product 60S ribosomal protein L15-like. The record is from RefSeq and is a predicted model, not a curated record. Gene Ontology annotation, molecular function: RNA binding; structural constituent of ribosome. The transcript has a single exon. Bases 113 to 730 code for a protein of 205 amino acids. NCBI's taxonomy places the organism in Eukaryota, Metazoa, Chordata, Mammalia, Rodentia, Cricetidae. Gene Ontology annotation, biological process: cytoplasmic translation. Gene Ontology annotation, cellular component: ribosome; cytosolic large ribosomal subunit.